This is a messenger RNA of Drosophila subpulchrella, 758 nucleotides long. RefSeq names its product histone H3.3A-like. The coding region runs from base 89 to 499 and encodes 136 amino acids. The record is from RefSeq and is a predicted model, not a curated record. Gene Ontology annotation, molecular function: structural constituent of chromatin; protein heterodimerization activity; DNA binding. The transcript has a single exon. Lineage: Eukaryota; Metazoa; Arthropoda; Insecta; Diptera; Drosophilidae. Gene Ontology annotation, cellular component: nucleosome.
CCGUCCGAAUUGGUUCUUUAUCGCUUCAAAAAAACUUGCUCUUGUGAAAAUAUACUUUUUUUUUGGGUUUAACUUUAAAGAAGAUAAUAUGGCCCGUACUAAACAGACUGCCCGUAAGUCGACAGGAGGAAAGGCUCCCCGAAAGCAGCUGGCCACCAAGGCUGCCCGCAAAGCGACGCCGUCCACUGGAGGAGUGAAGAAGCCCCAUCGCUAUCGUCCCGGAACCGUGGCUCUUCGUGAGAUCCGUCGUUACCAGAAGUCCACCGAGUUGCUCAUCCGCAAGCUCCCCUUCCAGCGACUGGUCCGUGAAAUCGCCCAGGAUUACAGGGGCGAUCUGCGUUUCCAGUCGGCGGCCAUUGGAGCGCUUCAGGAAGCGUCUGAGGCGUACCUGGUGAGCCUCUUCGAAGAUACUAACCUGUGCGCCAUCCACGCCAAGCGCGUAACCAUUAUGCCCAAGGACAUCCAGUUGGCGCGCCGCAUCCGAGGCGAGCGUGCUUGAGAUGGAUCAUCCCGAGGAGCUGCAAAAGAACCAAUCCCUGUCGUCCAUCCCCGAACAGACCAUCCUGAUAUAAGUUUUACUGAGGGAAAGGAGCCUGAGGAAGAGCACCAGCGACACUUUGGUCCAAACUAUCAUUCACAUUAACAUUUUUCAUCCUUUUGUUGGUCAAUCGGAUCGUCUGAACACAACAUCUUAGAAUAUUUGUAAUUCUUAUUAUUACUAUUACAAUACAAUAUGCCUUAGCCAAACGACUUUUAUA